Fukomys damarensis (Damara mole-rat) is the source of this 2286-nucleotide messenger RNA. RefSeq names its product glucosamine-6-phosphate deaminase 1 (gene Gnpda1). Bases 119 to 982 code for a protein of 287 amino acids. The transcript has 7 exons. Gene Ontology annotation, biological process: carbohydrate metabolic process; D-glucosamine catabolic process; N-acetylneuraminate catabolic process. Gene Ontology annotation, molecular function: glucosamine-6-phosphate deaminase activity; identical protein binding. The record is from RefSeq and is a predicted model, not a curated record. Lineage: Eukaryota; Metazoa; Chordata; Mammalia; Rodentia; Bathyergidae. Gene Ontology annotation, cellular component: cytoplasm.
GGGGUGUGGACAGCGGAACGGAGUCGCUCCCUACGAGAUCGCAGUCGACGUGUUGAGUAGUGUGUUGUUACAAAAAUGUGGACCGUAGUGCCUACUCCCUCCUCGUACUACGAACGAGAUGAAACUUAUCAUCCUGGACCACUACUCGCAGGCCAGCGAGUGGGCUGCCAAGUACAUCAGGAACCGCAUUAUCCAGUUUAACCCGGGGCCAGACAAGUACUUCACCCUGGGGCUCCCCACCGGGAGCACCCCACUUGGCUCCUAUAAGAAGCUGAUUGAGUACUACAAGAAUGGGGACCUGUCCUUUAAGUAUGUGAAGACCUUCAACAUGGAUGAGUACGUGGGCCUUCCUCGAGACCACCCAGAGAGUUACCACUCCUUCAUGUGGAACAACUUCUUCAAACACAUUGACAUCCACCCAGAAAACACCCACAUUCUGGAUGGCAAUGCAGCUGACCUGCAGGCGGAGUGCGACGCCUUUGAGGAGAAGAUCAAGGCUGCCGGUGGGAUCGAGCUGUUUGUUGGAGGCAUCGGCCCUGAUGGACACAUUGCCUUCAAUGAGCCAGGCUCCAGUCUGGUGUCCAGGACCCGUGUGAAAACCCUGGCCAUGGACACCAUCCUGGCCAAUGCUAGGUUCUUCAACAGUGAUCUUGCCAAGGUUCCCACCAUGGCCCUCACGGUGGGUGUGGGCACUGUCAUGGAUGCUAGAGAGGUGAUGAUCCUCAUCACAGGUGCUCAUAAGGCAUUUGCUCUGUACAAGGCCAUCGAGGAGGGCGUGAACCACAUGUGGACGGUGUCUGCCUUCCAGCAGCAUCCGCGUACUGUGUUUGUGUGUGAUGAGGACGCCACCCUGGAGCUGAAAGUGAAGACUGUCAAGUAUUUCAAAGGUUUGAUGCUUGUCCACAACAAGUUGGUGGACCCCCUAUACAGUAUGAAAGAAACUGAGAAAUGCCAGUCUUCUAAGAAGCCAUACAGUGAUUAGAGUCUGUGCUGGGACUUAGUAUCAGGUACCUCACAGAAGUAGGUGGGUCUUUCUGGAAAUUGUCUUCAGCAGACAAGAAUUGUCUUUCUUUAAUCCAGCAUGGUUACUGCAGAUAAGUGGGUGCUCCCAGCUGUGAGGCAGGAAGCCUAGUCAUGCAGUUCAGCUAUAGGGAGAAUGAUUCAUAACUUAAUAAAAAAAAAUCCCUGAAAAGUAUACCCCAUUAUUUUGAUGUCUGCCACACCCAAGUUAGGGCUCCUAGCUUUUGUCUGCCUCAGCCACUGUUCACAUGUAUGACACACUUCCAUCAGGAAUUCCCACCCUUAGGUGCACUUAUCCUCAAGUGGGUGCGAAGAAGGGCUUGUGUAUUUUAGAUACAGCAUCCUGGAGUCCAGAGUUCCACUGGAGCAGGCCUCCCCUUUAUCUUAGAAUCCCUGUUCCAGAGUACGGGACAGACUCUCUCACUACCUAAGUUACAUAGGAGGAACAAGGAAGCAGCGCCUCUGCUCAGUAACAGGCACUGUGGAAAGAAAACUCCCUGGGAAGGUAAUAAGGGAGUUUUUUCUGCUCUCAUAGCUGGCCCUUCCGUGAACUGCCAGAGCUCCCGGAGGGAAGGUUUGGUGAGUGGGGCUAAAGAGGUGAUUUUUGCUUCAGGGACCCUGCCACAACAAGCGUCUCCCCCUCCGGGACCUGUGAGGAAAAGGGUGGGCACCUUUUUCCUGCUGGAGCCCUGUGUUUUUGUCAGAGGCAUCUUAUGUGCUCAUCAGAAAGGAAGAGGCCGGUACACUGGGGCAUUAGACCUUUGCACAGUGUACGGUGACGUGCUGACCAGCAGCUCGGACUGGAUUUAGUCAUGGCAUACAUUAUAGUGCUUUUGAUUUCCUGCCUCCCUAAAGUUGAACGCCAAGACCACACACCAGAUGCUUCUGGUACUGUUUAUCUACUUAAAACACCCCACUCCCACAACGCACUCAGGCUUGUGUGGUGUGUACCACUGUUCUCAGGACGUUGGAGGAAACAGCCCUUUGGUUUAUCCUGUACCUCCCUUCCCAGGAUGGGCUGUUGUUCCGCCUUUCCUUACGCCCGUAAGGCCUUGUGGAGUGACUGCUGCCUCCAAUUCCUCCAUUUCUGUGCCUGUUGGAAGCUAUUACUGCCUAUUUCUGGGAAAGAUUUUUCAGAGGCCUCUCUAAGAGCUGUUUUGCUACCAGCAUUUCAUCUUUAGCUUUUACACGUGAUUGUACUGUCAUUCUGUGUUAAACUAAUGGAUCAAUGCACUUGUUUACAAUAUGAUAUUUUCUAUUAAAUCC